AUGAAUACGAACGACAAUGAUGCAACGGAGUCUUCGGCCGUGAAGGUGCCGGCCUGCGUUCCUGAGGCCUUCGCCGACGUCUUCAAGCCCAUGAACUCACAGAGUGAUGCCAGCAAGUUCAAUGUCCUCGCGGCAACCGAGGUUAUCAAGGCGGGCAUUCUUUGGACCGACAUCAGCGAGGGCCUGGCACCCCGGAACGACACCCCUGCUACGACACCGAUUCAUAUCAAGACCAUCAUAACGCACUGGAUGACUGUACUGUGCCAUAUCAAGACCAUUGGCAAGGGCAACCUCCUAUCCCUAAAGAGGAACAGCACGGCACGGAAGGAGGUCGAAGCAGCUCUCCUUAAAAGCAUGAAAACGUGCAUGCAGAAUUACCAAGGCGUGUCAGUUCCCGACAUGUACGAUGGCUGA
Volvox carteri f. nagariensis is the source of this 414-nucleotide messenger RNA. RefSeq lists its product as uncharacterized. The transcript has 4 exons. The record is from RefSeq and is a predicted model, not a curated record. NCBI's taxonomy places the organism in Eukaryota, Viridiplantae, Chlorophyta, Chlorophyceae, Chlamydomonadales, Volvocaceae. Bases 1 to 414 code for a protein of 137 amino acids.